CCAGCCAGAUGACUCUUGGGCCUGGGGAACAAGAGUUCACCAGCCCUGCUGGUGGGAGAGGAAGAGGCUGGUCUUUGUGAAUGGAAGGACAGACCAGAGACGUGGUUUGCAAAGCAGCGAAUCACAGGUGGACAGAUCCCGGGUCCACAUGGCUCAGUAGAAGAUGAAGCCCAACCUGGCAGGCUCCUCCCCAGAGGCCUGCAAGGCUACAGCGCAGGGCGAGCAGAGCUGCCCUGUCUGCCAGGCCUGGGCUGGGGUCUCAAGCCUGGGGUCUGAGGCAGGGCCUGGGCCGGGGCCUGGUGCUGCGUCCAGACCUGGGCUGGGGCCUGGUGCUGGGUCAGGACCUGGACCUGGGCCUGGUACUGUGCCAGGGCCUGGGCCGAGUCCUGGUGCUGCUCCGGGGCCUGGGUUGGGGCCUGGUGUGGUUCUAGAACCUGGAUCAAGGCCUGGUGCGGCUUCGGGAGCUGGGCCGGGGACUGGAGCAGUGUCAGGGCCUGGGAAGGAGCCUAGUGCUGUUCUGGGACCCAGACAAGGGCCUGGCGCAGUGUUGGGGCCUGGACCAGGGCCUGGUGCUGCCUCGGGGCCUGGACCGGGGCCUGGACCAGGGCCUGGUGCUCCUUCGGGGCCUGGACCAGGGCCUGGUGCUGCCUCGGGGCCUGGACCAGGGCCUGGUGCUGCUUCGGGGCCUGGACCAGGGCCUGGUGCUGCCUCGGGGCCUGGACCAGGGCCUGGUGCUGCCUCGGGGCCUGGACCAGGGCCUGGUGCUGCCUCGGGGCCUGGACCAGGGCCUGGUGCUCCUUCGGGGCCUGGACCAGGGCCUGGUGCUCCUUCGGGGCCUGGACCAGGGCCUGGUGCUCCUUCGGGGCCUGGACCAGGGCCUGGUGCUCCUUCGGGGCCUGGACCAGGGUCUGGUGCUUCUUCGGGGCCUGGACCAGGGCCUGGUACUGCUUCAGCACCUGGACAAGCUCUGGGGCCUGGGCCAGGAGCUGGGUCAGUACCUGGUUCAGGAGCUGCACCUUUAUCUGGGUCAGGGGUAGGGCCCGGGCCCAGACGGGAAUCAGGGGCUGGGCAGAAACCCAGUGAGCCAGUGACAGCCCCAGUGCCAGUACUGCAGCAGAAGACUCAGGCCACACCUGUGCAGGCCUCUAAGCAGAAGGUUCUGGUGACUGGAGGAGGAGGCUACCUGGGCUUUAGCCUGGGUUCCAGCCUGGCCAAGAGCGGCACUUCUGUCAUCCUGCUCGACCUCCGCAGACCCCAGUGGGUGCUGUGCCCGGGGACCGAGUUCAUCCAGGCUGAUGUCCGCGAUGCAGAAGCCCUGCACCGCGCCUUCGAAGGCGUGGACUGUGUGUUCCACAUGGCCUCCUGCGGAAUGUCUGGUGCCGAGCAGCUGCAAAAAGAGCAGAUUGAGUCUAUAAAUGUUGGAGGCACCAGACUAGUGAUUGAUGUUUGUGUCCACCGGCGGGUUCCAAGGCUUGUCUACACCAGCACCGUCAAUGUCGCAUUCGGCGGGAAGCCCAUAGAACAGGGCGAUGAGGACUCUGUGCCAUAUUUCCCACUGGAGAAGCACGUGGACCACUACUCCCGAACCAAAGCCAUUGCUGACCAGUUGAUCCUCAUGGCCAACGGGACGCCUCUCCCAGGAGGAGGCGCUCUGCGGACAUGUGUGCUCCGGCCCCCAGGGAUCUACGGCCCCGAAGAGCAGAGGCACCUGCCCCGUGUGGCGAGCCACAUCAAGAAGAGACUGUUCAUGUUCCGAUUUGGGGACAGCAGGACGAGGAUGAACUGGGUCCACGUGUGCAACCUGGUGCAGGCACACGUGCUAGCAGCCGAGGCCCUCACCGCCAGCAAGGGCUACGUGGCCAGUGGGCAGGCGUACUACAUCAAUGACGGGGAGAGUGUCAACAUCUUCGAGUGGAUGGCCCCACUGUUUGAGAAGCUGGGGUACAGCAAGCCCUGGAUCCAGGUUCCUACUUCCUGGGUUUACCUGUCAGCCACGGUGAUGGAGUAUUUGCACCUGGCCCUGAAGCCCAUCUGCAGCCUCCCGCCGCUGCUCACCCGGAGUGAGGUGCGCAGCGUGGCCGUGACGCACACCUUCCAGAUCGCUAAGGCCCGCGCUCAGCUUGGCUACGUGCCCGACAAGUUCAGCUUCGCAGACGCCGUGGAGCGAUACGUGCAGUCGACGGGCCAGGGAACCCGCGGCUCCACACCGCGGACGCUCCUGCGGCUGCUGCUCGGGCUGCUGCUGCUCCUUGGCCUGCUCGUGCUGGCCCUGCACUUCCUAGGCCCGCGGCCGUUCGUCGUCUGACCAUCGUCGCCGGCCUGUCCCUGCCCCUGCUUCGCCUUCAGGACUUGGACCUGACCCUGCUCCGCCCUCCGGACUUGGGCGCUCCCUUGAGUCCUGGGCUUGUCCCUGCCCCACCCUCUGGGCUUGGAUCUGCCUAGCAGGUCUUCCGCUUGGAUAUUCCGGCGUUCUAACCCCGCCCCUGUCCCGCCCUCUGGGUUUCGACGUGCCCCUGCCCCGCCUCUUGAGCCCUGACCACGCCCCUUCCCCUCCCUCCGGCCUUGGUCUCCCUCUGACCUGGCCGGCAUGCCUACGAGAAGGUCCUAUCUUCACAGCCUGCUCCGCCUUCCAGGUCUUCUCCCCGCCCCUGCCCAGGCCUGGCCCGCCCCCGCGUUCUCCCCUGCUCUGGUCCGCCCCGUUUCUGGCUCUAGCCGAACGCCUGAAUCCUCGCCUUGGUUUCUCCUUUGAGAGAAAAAGUUGCAGAACAGAAAAGAACAUUUGUCUUGUUGGAGGUUUACAGGAACAUGAUGACCUGACCUAUGUGGACAGCUGCGAGAACAAAGGAUUGCAGCACCAAGAAGUUUACAACAACUAACCACACCCCCUCCCCUUUUAAUAUAAAAGCCUGAGUUCUAACAUGGGGAAGAUGGUUCUUUGGGACACCAGUCUACCACCUUCUCACUCUGCUGGCUUUCCAAAUAAAGUUGCUAUUCCUUGCCCCAAUACCUCGUCUCUCAAUUU
Orcinus orca (killer whale) is the source of this 3022-nucleotide messenger RNA. RefSeq names its product short chain dehydrogenase/reductase family 42E, member 2 (gene SDR42E2). The coding region runs from base 164 to 2305 and encodes 713 amino acids. Gene Ontology annotation, biological process: steroid biosynthetic process. NCBI's taxonomy places the organism in Eukaryota, Metazoa, Chordata, Mammalia, Artiodactyla, Delphinidae. The record is from RefSeq and is a predicted model, not a curated record. The transcript has 13 exons. Gene Ontology annotation, molecular function: 3-beta-hydroxy-Delta5-steroid dehydrogenase (NAD+) activity.